Molecule: messenger RNA, 1768 nt
Organism: Apis mellifera (honey bee)
Lineage: Eukaryota; Metazoa; Arthropoda; Insecta; Hymenoptera; Apidae
Product: recQ-mediated genome instability protein 1
Exons: 9
Coding region: 1-1719 (572 amino acids)
Biological process (GO): resolution of meiotic recombination intermediates; double-strand break repair via homologous recombination
Cellular component (GO): nuclear body; RecQ family helicase-topoisomerase III complex
Molecular function (GO): nucleotide binding
Source: RefSeq, a predicted model, not a curated record
AUGAAUGAAAAUAUAUUCAGACAAAUAAAAAAUAGAUUAAAAUUAGAAUGUUAUUUAAUGAAUAAUGAAUGGUUGAGAGAUUGUAUAGAAUUUUAUAUGAAUCAACAUAAAAAUUCAACCAUGGAAGAAAUAUUACAAUUUGUAAGAGGACAAUGGCAACUUAGUGAUUUACGUGAAAUUAAUAAUGACAAUGGUAGUUUACCUCCUAAACUUUCAGAAAAAAAAUUUAUUAUAUUAUCUGGAAAUUAUAUUCUUCAGGUAGAACAAAUGUAUAAUAUCACAAAAGCAAAAUAUAAACAAUUAAAAGAAAUUAGAAAUGUUAAUUUCUCAGAAGUAGAUCCAGCUGAAGAAGAAAUGAUGAAAAAGAUGACAAAGACUCAGAAAAAAAGAAUGAUGCAAUUAAAAUUAACAGAUGGAUUACAAAAUAUAAUUGGAAUUGAAUAUAAUCCAAUACCUCAAUUAAAUGAUAUGUUAUUACCAGGAUAUAAAGUUAUGAUAAUAGGUCCUAUAAUAUGUCGUAGAGGUGUAUUGUUAUUAGAAGAAGGAAAACUUAAAGGAAUUGGUGGUGAAGUUGAUAAUUUAUUAAUACCUAAUGCUUUGGAAAAUAUUUUAGCUAGAGCUCUAAAUCUACCAGAAAAUCCUGAUCCUUAUAAUGAUAAUGAAAUAAAGUCAAAUAAUAUUCAAAAAGAAGAACCAGAAAUAGAUGAUAAUUUUUUUGAAGAAGAUUUUGAAAUAAAUUUUACAAAUGUCUCAAAAAAUACAAAUUCACAUAAUAAAAAUGAAGAAAUAAUAAUAGAAUCACAUAAUAAAAACGAAAGUCCAAUUAAAACAAAAAUUGAAAAUAUUAAUACAGAAAUUAAAAAUGUUCAAAAUUAUGAAGAUGAAAAAAUCAUAGAUGAUGAUGAUUGUUUUUUAGAAAUGAUUGAUGAAAAACAAUUUAUAGAAACACAAAUAGAACAAAAUGUCAUAACACCUUUUAAAGCUUUGCCAAAUGAAGAAGAUGAUGAUCUUAUUAUAAUAAAUGAAGAAGAAGAAAAUAAUGAUGUAAAGCAUGAUAUUUUUAGAAAUACCAUAAAAAAUGAUUCUUCACAUUUGUAUCCUACAUCCUUAGUAAAAAAAAAUGUUUCUCAUUCAAAAGUUCAAGAAAAACAACAAUGUUUGUUAAUUAAUAAAGAAAUAAGUACUUCAACUGAUUCAUCUUCUUCUGAAACAUUAAAAAAAAAUAAAACGGAUAGACAUAUUACAGAAUUUAUAAAAGUGGUAACUGUUCCAAAAGAAGAGAAAAUUUGUGAAUUCAUUCACGAUAUAAAUAAUGAAAUAAUAACAAAUAAUAUCUUUAAAAUCAUUCGAGGUCAUGUUGAAGUUCUUGGAAAAUUAUCAAAAAAAGACUCAUUAUGGAUUUUAGAAGCUAUAAUAGCAGAUGGAACUGGAACAAUAGAAGUUUCUUUCUCAAAUAAGCUUUUGGAAAAUUUAUUAGGUUUUAGUGUAAAAGAAUUUUCAUUGAAGAAGAAAUUGAAAAAAAAUCCAGAAAUUGAGCAUGAACUUAGAAUGAGUUUUCGUAAUGCAGAACAAAAAAUAAAAACAUUGGAUGCACUUUUGAAAUUAGAGUUAAAUAUAAAUAAAAAGCCAAUAGUAAUUGAAAUUAUGGAUUUAACUCAAGAACAAAAAAAAAUAAUAGACAAAAGAUUAUCCAAUUUUUUACUUAAAAAUUGCAAAUAGACAAACUGUAAUAUUCAGUAGAUUAUUUCAUUAAUUUUUAUUAAAUAUU